This is a messenger RNA of Hippocampus comes (tiger tail seahorse), 5019 nucleotides long. It is a transcript of the gene dpp6b, whose product is annotated as dipeptidyl-peptidase 6b. The record is from RefSeq and is a predicted model, not a curated record. Gene Ontology annotation, biological process: proteolysis; regulation of potassium ion transmembrane transport. Lineage: Eukaryota; Metazoa; Chordata; Actinopteri; Syngnathiformes; Syngnathidae. The transcript has 26 exons. Gene Ontology annotation, molecular function: potassium channel regulator activity; serine-type peptidase activity. Gene Ontology annotation, cellular component: plasma membrane; voltage-gated potassium channel complex. Bases 556 to 2952 code for a protein of 798 amino acids.
AUUACUCACCCAAAAAAACCUUUUCACACUCACCCGAAAAAACUUUCACCCAGCUCCAAAAAACCUCCCACCCGCACUCUAGUGUGCAUCUCAUGUAAUAAUGCUUUUUUUUUCCCUCGUCUCAUUCCUUUUGUGUAAAAAUGGAGCAAACAUAAAUCACCUCCUGUCUGCUGUCUAUUUCGUCUCCUCUGACAUUUGCUCCCGAAUCCAUUAGCGAGGUCUCACAUAUGAAAAGCAAUGAUGUGUGCGUUGGGUUCGAAGAGCCCAUUCAUUGUGCUGCGGAGGUAAAAUGAACCUCCCACAUGGCACUGUCUGCGCCCACGGUCGUCAUUAUUUUAGUAAUUCACCAGAUAUCCUUGAACGCUCCUGCUCGCUCGCUUGCUCUCCUCUUCUUCCUCCUCCUCCUCCUCCUCCUCCUCAUCCUCCUCCUCACUCUGCCUGCCUCUCUCACUCACUCGCCGUAUCUCUGUAGUCUUCAUUAUUCUGCACCUGUCAGCAGCGGACGGAAGCCGCACGCUCAUCCCUCCUUCCUGUCCUCCUUUCAUAUUUACGCCCAUGACUUCUGCGAAUGACGGCAGCGGGCCGGCGAAAGGCGCUCAGCAGCCUGACCAGGACCUGGUCGGCAGUGCGCCGCCACAGAGGAACUGGAAAGGAAUCGCCAUCGCCCUGCUGGUCAUCCUUGUCAUCUGCUCUUUGAUUGUCACCUCCGUCAUCCUGUUGACCCCUCGUGAAGAUGAAAGCCUGGCCCUCAAGAAGAAGGUCACCCUGGAUGACGUGUUCGGUCCUGACCUCCGCAUCCACGAACCCGAUGCCGUGUGGCUCAGCGGUAAUGAGCUGUUGUAUCGUACGAGGGAAGGCGACGUUGUCAAGCUGAACGUGGACACGGAGGAGACACGUGUUGUCGUGCCAAACCAGAUGUUUGAAAGAGCUAAGGCCGCCAGGUACCAAGUAUCACCUGACUUGCAACAAGUCCUCUUUGCCUUUGACUUGAAACUGAUAUACCAACACUCCUAUGUGGCCAAGUACAUCAUUUACAGCCUUGUAACACAGGAAACCUGGCCCUUGAACCCUCCGGAAGUGCAUGAAGCUGUGCUGCAGUUUGCUGGAUGGGGACCCAAAGGCCAGCAGCUGAUCUUCAUAUUUGAGAACAACAUCUACUACAGAGCAACAAUAGAGAGUCGCACCAUCCGCCUGGUUUCGACCGGGAAGGAGGGCGUGGUCUUCAAUGGCCUGGCUGACUGGCUCUAUGAAGAGGAGAUCCUGCAGAGCUACAAGGCCCACUGGUGGUCUCCCGACGGCCUGCGUCUGGCCUACAUGACAAUCAAUGACACGUUGGUGCCAAAAAUGGAAGUCCCCUUCUUCACAGGAACGCCAUAUCCCAACACUUUGGAGUACCACUACCCAAAGGCUGGGGAGGAAAACCCUGUGGUGCACCUGUCAGUGGUGAGCCUCAAUGGUCCUUUGCACACUGUGGUCAUGAAGAAACCCGAUGACCCACGAAUCGGGAGGGAAUAUUACAUCACAAUGGUGAAAUGGGCCACAAGCACCAAACUGGCUGUCAACUGGCUGAACAGAGCCCAGAACAACUCCAUUUUGACACUGUGUGAGGCAACCACGGGUGUCUGCAUCAAGAAACAUGAAGAUGAGAGCACAAGAUGGUUGCACAGACAGAACGAAGCGCCGCUUUUCUCACACGACGGACACAAGUUCUUUUUCACGCGAGCGAUUCCUCAGGGCGGGAGAGGAAAGUUCUUCCACAUUUCUAUGUCCACCUCCAUGCCUAACACGAGCUUGGACGUCCUUCAAUCGCUGACGUCGGGAGACUGGGACAUCACCAACAUCCUGGCCUACAACCACCAGAGGAACCUCAUAUACUUCCUGAGCACAGAAGACGACCCCAAACGGAGACACUUGUACAGCACGGACACGAUUCCUCCGUUCAACCGCUGCUGCCUGUCCUGCCAGUUCAAGUGCGGCUACGUGGACGUGUCAUUUAGUCACAACAUGCAAUACUUUCUACUCAGCUGUAAAGGGCCCGACAUUCCCAGUGUGGCCAUUUACAGAACAGAAGACAAACAGAAGCUAUUGGACGUGGAGACGAACGAGCGAGUCAACAUCACGUACAACAACAUGCAGAUGCCAAGAGUGGAGUACAAGACCAUCACCAUCGACGACUACUCCCUCACCAUGCAGAUUCUGAAGCCGGCUGGAUUUGUAAACACAGCCCAUUACCCCUUACUGCUGCUAGUCGACGGGACGCCCGGCGGCCAGAUGGUCACCGAGCAGUUCCAGGUGGACUGGGCCACCAUCCUGGUGAGCAGCUUCAGCACGGUGGUCGUCCGCUUCGACGGCCACGGCAGCGGCUUCCAGGGGACCAACCUCCUCCACAAAGUGCACAAGAGGUUGGGGAAGCUGGAGGAGCGGGACCAGCUGGAGGCGCUCAGGUUCAUAUCCAAAGAGCAUUACAUUGACAGGACGCGUAUGGGAGUGUAUGGAAAGGCUUAUGGAGGAUAUUUAGCCACUCUGCUGCUGAGCUCCGAUGAGUUCACUCAGCUUAAAUGUGGAACUGCAGUCUCGCCCAUCACAGAUUUCGAGCUUUACGUGUCGGCAUUUUCGGAACGAUACCUGGGCUCAAAGACUGACACCAGAGUAUACACGAUGUCAAAUUUAGCUCACAGAGCAGGUCAGCUGUUGCAGAAGCAGUACUUGAUCAUCCACCCCACUGCAGAUGAAAAAGUUCACUUUCAGCACACCGCCAAGUUUAUCAACCAUUUAAUCAGCAAGAAAGCCAAUUAUACGCUUCAGAUCUACCCGGACGAGGGCCACUUCCUGCACAACGAAGACACCCAGAAGCACUUGAGUUGCUCACUGGUCAACUUUUUCGGGGAGUGUUUCCGGCUACCCGAAGUGCCAAAGGACGAGCAGCAGGAAGUGGACGAGGACGACAGCUAAACCUGAUAACCGAGCCACCCCCGCCUCCCGCCCUGGCCAGUUCACACAGCACAAUAUGCAAUGCGAAACAAAAUAAAGCCACCCGAGUGUGAAGUGUCCAACCUGCACAGGGCUCUGCUUCCACCCUCCAUGCUGUCCUCGGCUGCUGCCCACCAGAGGGAAAGUGAAAGCAUCCUCCUGCGCCUUUAAAAGAAUCAGACGUUUAUGGUGCCAGUGAGGACGAAUGGAAAACCCUUGCAAACUGGUGAGACCUGCGGGAAUAUUGACAACCUGCAGGCCAGAAAAUGAAAACUCAGUGGAAAAAUGAGUAGGUACAAUCUAAUGCGUCCCGUAACCAAACCUGUCAUAUUUUGACACAGAGUCUAAUGCUCAGUUUUGAUCGUGAUUUCAAUUUUGGCUUCUUGUGACCGACUAGCAAAGAUUUGCAUCAGCUUUCAAAUAAGGAAUGUUCAUCCACAAACUCAAGGACAUAUAUUGCUCCUAAUCUGUGGGGGGGACUCGAUUUCAAUAGUUUGACACUUUCUUCAUCUACUCUUUUUAUUUUCAUUUAAGUCUAUCAUCAUGUGUGCACCACACUGCCUCUAAGAGGCCAAGGUAUGCACAGCACCUGCUGCUGUUUUUAAUUGAUAUUUUCCUCUUUAUUUUACUUGUUACUAAUUUAAUUUGUGGUUGUUGUUCUAUUCUUAAACACCAAUGUUAAAAAUGCACUUCAAAUUAAUUCCUGGCAAAACCGGCGGUGAAUUUUGUUGAGCGGGGUUGUUGGUAUCUGUUGAAUGUAACUAAUAAAGUGACUUGCAAUCUAACUUGGUUACUUUUCAAAUCAAGCAAUCGGUAAACUAGUAAAUAUACUUGACUUUAAAACAUUCAUUUUAAAGUCUAGUAUAUCAAGGAAGUAACUGUGUUACUUUUUAAGAUGUGUAAGGCUUAAACUCGACCUUUACCAUUUACUCAUUUUAACCAUGUGAAUCAAAACUGAGCAUUAUUAUCUUUGUGAAGGCACAAUUUUGAAUAGCGUUUUUAUUUUGGAUGCCAAGACUGGCAAGAGUGUACCUCGUCUUGUGGUCUGUGAGUUUGAUAUGGAAGUAUACAUUCAAAAUAAAAUCAGGUUAAUGUUCAAUAGUUCAAUAGAUUUGUUGGAUGGAGCAGUGAAAGGACUGAGAUGACACCUACGGGAAACCAGCACUUUCCAGUCCAAAAUAUCGCGCCCUAUCGACACGGAGACUGAAUGACCAGUUUCUGGUGACCUUGCCAAUGAAUUCACUGGUUGAUGUGUUGACGAGUACAGUACUCUCUGUUUGAUGUUUUCCCGUCCUAUUCGUGCUGUGUGUCUUUUGUACAAAGGAGUAUUGAGGAGAAACUCAAAAGAAAAAAAAUUCCACUCUGAGACUGAAGUCGUAAUAUUAUGAAAGCAGUUUUUAAAAUUAUUAAUUCAGCUUUUAGAGUAUACCACUUUUUUUUUAUCGACAUGCACAUUUUCCGUUUUUUAUGUAAGAUUAUUAUUGCGAUUGGCUGUCCCGGGACCCUCGUAAUUAAUAUUUUUUUAUUUGGAAGGUGGCCCUAAUACUCCUUUGUAUGUUUGUGUGGCUGCAUCAGUUUGACAGAUCAAAGGCACAAUGUUGUAGUCCAUCAAAUGUGUAAAAAUAUUCAAUAGUGUGCACUUUUUUUGUGUUCUUUUUAGUCACCGUGCCUUAAAAGUGGGAAGACGUUCAAUGUUCGAAGCCCACUUGACAACAGAAGUGAGGGAACAGGAUUUUAGUUCUCUCUGGGAGCAAGAAAAACUAUUUUACAGAAAAAUCGGUCAACUUUGACACAUCUAAUAUGUGCGUGGAAGAUAUUGUACUGGUUUGUAAAUGUAGAUUUACAAUCAGCUUCUCGGGAGAGUCCUCUAUGUUGAAGUAUCAUUAUGUUGUGAAUUUUGUGUGCUCAAUGGCUAAAAUUAUCUCUCUCAAAGUCAAAUUACUUGGCGUCAGUGGUUUGUAGUCAUCUAAUGUACAAAGUGUAUAAAACAAGACAUUGUUGGAGUCUUUAUGUCGUAUGUGCAACUUGUACAUAAAGCAUUUUGAACCU